GUCUGAUAGAAAAUGGAUUCUUCUUAUCCGACCCUGUGUAGUUGGCUUAGAGACUUUAGUCGAAAUUCUGUUGCCUUGAAAGAUUCCACAUUUAUUUGUAAUCAAGGAAGUACAAGGUUUACAUUUAUCAACGAUUACGUAGUUCGUUGUGAACUUGGCAAAAGAUUGGAGCAAGAAUACUUGUUUGAAGACAGAUCGUCUUUUUCUUUUUUAAACAGAAACAGUGGGAAGAAGGUAUCUUUUCAGGUGCAAGCAAUAGAAGAGGAGAAGCUCUUUUUGGAAACUGAGUUUUUUAAACUAUCAUAUAAACCUCAAAGAGAUUGCAAUGACUUUAACGGUCAGUUGUUUAUCCAAUUGAAAGGUUCUGAAAACGCACAGUUUUGUCCUUGUACUGUGGAACAACACUCAAAGCACAACUUGGGAGGUACUUGUCGAACUUUGGAUGAAGCAAACGGGUGGAAAGUAUGCAAUUGGAAAGGACAACCUAUUGCGCCCGAUGUAGAUUUGGGUAUAGGUAUGAUUUCCUCCAAAGGUUUUGUGGUAGUCGAUGACUCGAACACUCCACUGUUUGAUGAGAGUGGUUGGCCUAUUUCUUCUUCACAAAGAAAUAAUAUUUGUGAUAUUUAUAUAUUUUGCUAUGGCUCCGACUAUAGAAAAGCUUUGCAGUUGUUUUGUCAAGUAUCAGGAAGAGUGCCAUUGAUUCCUCGUUACAUUUUAGGGAAUUGGUGGUCUCGAUAUUGGCGUUAUUCCGAAGAUGAAUUGAAAAUGCUUAUCCAACAAUUUGAAAAGUAUAGAUUGCCAUUUUCAGUUUCUAUUUUGGACAUGGACUGGCAUAUUGUGGACUGCAAAUUGCAUGAUUUUCAAGUUUUUGGUUGUCAUCCAGGAUGGACAGGAUACACAUGGAAUAGAGAAUUGUUUCCUAAUCCUGCAGCUUUGAUUGAUUGGCUUCAUAAGAAGAAUUUAAGAGUUGCUUUAAAUUUACAUCCUGCAGACGGUGUUUGGCCUCAUGAAGAAGUUUAUCACAAGUUUGCCAUUUCGAUGGGACUAUCGGAGAAAGACAUCGAAAAGAAUAAACCAAUUCCAUUUGAUAUUACCAAUCCAUUAUUUACAGAGAAUUACUUUCGGUUAUUGCAUCAUACACAAGAAGAAGAGAAUGGAGUUGAUUUUUGGUGGAUGGAUUGGCAACAAGGUACGAAAACUUCUCUAGAAGGAGUUGAUCCGUUAUUUGUCUUGAAUCAUUUUCAUUAUUUGGAUCAUGGAAGAGAAAAAAGUCGUAGACCUUUUAUCUUUUCAAGGUUUCCUGGAUUAGGAGGUCAAAGAUACCCUAUUGGCUUUUCUGGAGAUACUCAUGUCACUUGGAAUUCCUUGGCCUUUCAACCUUACUUUACUGCAACUGCUGCAAAUGUUGGAUAUUUCUAUUGGUCUCAUGAUAUUGGAGGACAUUUUGCUGGUAUAGAAGAACCACAAUUAUUGGUUCGUUGGAUACAGUUUGGUUUGUUUUCUCCCAUUUUAAGACUUCAUUCCAACAAAAAUCCUUAUCAUUCACGUCAUCCAUGGAUGUAUGAUGUGGAUAUUUUGCAAGCUUGUCAAAAUGCAAUGCAACAGAGACAUUCUUUCAUUCCUUACUUAUAUACAAUGGCUUGGCGUGCUACUCAAUAUUGCAUUGCAUUGAUAGAACCGAUGUAUUAUUCACAUCCCAACUUUGCCAAUGCUUAUGCUUGUCCUGGUCAAUAUUGGUUUGGUUCGGAAUUGAUUGUAGCUCCUUUUGUAGAAAGAAUUGAUUUCUAUUCCAAACAUUCCAGACAAGUAAUAUGGUUACCUCCAAGUGUGGCUCCUUGGAGAAAUAUUUACACUGGAGAAGCUUUUGAAGGAAAUCAAUGGCACAUUAUUUAUGGAAGACUUGAAGAUAUCCCUGUAUUCGGUAGGCCUGGUGCGAUUAUUCCUCUUUCAAGAGAUGAAGAAGUGGAGACUGAUUCUUAUCGUUUUCCUAUCGAUAAUCCUUGUAAAUUGGAACUUGUCGUCAUUGUAGGUGAUAAUGGUAGUUUUCAAUUAUUAGAAGACGAUGGUAGAGUAGAACCUCAAGUUGAAUAUGAAAAAGGAGCUUGUAUGACCCUUUUGGAGUUGAAAUGCGAAAGUAAUCGAAUAGAAAUGAAUAUUGCUAAAGCACAAGGAGAUGUAUCGAGUGUUCCAAAGCAACGAGAUUGGAAAGUUACUUUUCUUGGUGUAUCAACUUGUUUACAUAUAACAACUUAUUCCAAUGGCAGUAUUAUUUCUUCUACUUGUCAAGUAGUAAAUGAACAGCGAGAAUCUAUUUCUAUCUUCUUGGAGAAUAUCUCUAUCCAAUAUGAUAUUAAGAUCAUACUGGAACCUAUUGAGAAUAACUCAAUCUAUUCCUUCAGGGAUAGGAGAGAAGAAAAGAUUCGUCAAUUAUUGUUUUGUUUCCAUCUCAACACUGUGGUUAAAGAGCGUAUAGAUAAUGCUCUUGAUUCAUUGAAAAAGGAACCUCAUCGCUUGGAUGAAAUAUCGGAACAAAUGCUUUCCAAUUCUCAAAAGAGAGCCUUGUUGGAAUACUUGACAUGUUGUGGUUGUCAUUGUGCUUGGAACGCACGUCCUCAUGCUCCUUUUGUGGUUUGGAAAACAGAUGAUAGUUGCAUAGAAUGUAAUUUGUAUUGGUAUUCUAAAAAGGACGGAGAGAAGCAGCCAAUAACUUGGGAAGAGAACAUGAAUGAAAUGAUAUUAUGGAAGCAAGUCAGUUAUCAAGGAAGAGAGAAUAUUCCAUCCGAUUGGAAUUUGUGUAUGGAAUAUGGCAAUAUUCUGUCUGUUGUAUUGGAUAAUGAAUGUCCAUUUUAAGAAGACUAUUUUGUCAUUUUGGAAAGACAAUAAAAAAUAAGAUUGGAAU
This is a messenger RNA of Galdieria sulphuraria, 2899 nucleotides long. RefSeq names its product alpha-xylosidase. Gene Ontology annotation, biological process: carbohydrate metabolic process; N-glycan processing. Bases 13 to 2850 code for a protein of 945 amino acids. NCBI's taxonomy places the organism in Eukaryota, Rhodophyta, Bangiophyceae, Galdieriales, Galdieriaceae. Gene Ontology annotation, molecular function: alpha-glucosidase activity. The record is from RefSeq and is a predicted model, not a curated record. The transcript has 7 exons.